AUGGACGAAUCGUUCAUCGGCAAAACUGGUGGCGAAAUUUUCCAUGAGAUGAUGCUCAGGCACGGUGUCAAGCAUAUCUUUGGGUACCCUGGAGGUGCUAUUCUACCCGUUUUUGACGCCAUCUACAAUUCACCACACUUCGAUUUUAUCCUUCCCAGGCAUGAGCAGGGUGCCGGCCAUAUGGCGCAGGGUUAUGCCCGUGCUUCUGGAAAGCCCGGUGUUGUCCUUGUUACCUCUGGCCCAGGUGCCACGAAUCUUGUAACGCCGAUGCAAGAUGCCCUCUCAGAUGGCACCCCCUUAAUUGUCUUCACUGGUCAGGUAGUCACAUCGGCAAUUGGCAGUGACGCGUUUCAGGAAUGCAACAUCCUCGGCAUCUCCCAAUCCUGUACCAAGUGGAACGUCAUGAUUAAGAACGUUGCCGAGCUUCCACGGCGAAUUAAUGAGGCCUUUGAGAUUGCCACUAGUGGUCGUCCUGGUCCUGUCCUUAUUGACCUUCCUAAGGAUGUCACUGCCAGUGUCCUAAGAAAGGCUAUUCGAGCCGAAACUACACUACCCUCCCUCCCAAGUGUUGCCUCCGCUCGGGCCGCCUCUAAGCUAGAGAAGCAGCUUGAUGCUUCAAUUAACCGCGUGGCUGAGCUUAUCAAGAUUGCUAAAAAGCCCGUUAUAUAUGCGGGCCAGGGUAUUAUUCAGUCUGAGGGUGGCGUUGAAGCGCUACGCGAGCUGGCUGAUAAGUGCUCUAUUCCUGUCACCACAACACUUCAGGGGCUCGGUGCCUUUGACGAGCUGGACGAGAAGAGUCUUCAUAUGCUGGGUAUGCAUGGCAGUGCAUAUGCUAAUAUGUCGAUGCAAAAUGCGGAUCUCAUCAUUGCCCUAGGAGCUAGAUUCGAUGAUCGAGUUACGCUCUCGGUGAGCAAAUUCGCUCCCAAAGCCAAACAGGCGGCUUUAGAGAAGCGUGGUGGAAUUGUUCACUUCGAUAUCCUACCUAAGAAUUUGAACAAGGUCGUCCAGUCUACCGAGGCCAUCGAAGGCGACGUUGCAACUAACCUCAGACAUCUCCUACCCAAGCUUACGCCCCGGACCAUGGAGUCCCGGGCUGAAUGGUUUGAGCAGAUCAAUGCUUGGAAGGCCAAGUUCCCCUUGAAUGCGUACGCGCGUGCCGACGACGCCGACGGAAACGGCAGAAUAAAGCCCCAAACGGUCAUCGAGGAGCUAAGCAAUCUAACCGCUCACCGAAAGGAGACAACCAUCAUUACAACUGGAGUCGGUGCACACCAGAUGCAUGCGGCUCAGCAUUUCCGCUGGAGAACGCCUCGCACUAUGAUUACUUCAGGUGGACUCGGAACCAUGGGCUUCGGCAUCCCAUCUGCAUUGGGGGCCAAGGUUGCGCGGCCCGAUGCUCUCGUGGUAGACAUUGACGGAGAUGCCUCUUUCUGCAUGACUCAAACCGAGCUGUCCACGGCCGCAGAGUUUCAAAUUGGCGCCAAAUUUAUUAUUCUGAACAAUGAGGAGCAAAGCAUGGUCGUGAUGUGGCAGAACCUCUUUUAUGAGGAUCGUUAUGCGCACAGUCACCAGAAAAACCCCGAGUUUGUCAAACUCAGCGAGGCAAUGGGAGUCCCGGCGAGAAGAGUCACAAAGCCCGAGGAUGUACGGGCAAGCCUUGAGUGGCUAAUCUCAACAGAUGGGCCGGCACUCCUUGAGGUCUUCACCGAUAAGAAGGUUCCCGUGCUUCCUAUGGUGCCCGCCGGUGCGGGAUUGGAUGAGUUCCUGGUCUGGGAUAGCGAAAAGGAUAAGGCUCGGAGAGAGCUGAUAAAGAAGCGGACUGGCGGUCUGCAUGGCUGA
This is a messenger RNA of Clonostachys solani, 1839 nucleotides long. The record is from the annotation of a GenBank genome assembly. NCBI's taxonomy places the organism in Eukaryota, Fungi, Ascomycota, Sordariomycetes, Hypocreales, Bionectriaceae.